GUCACGGUUCAACAGCUCUUUCAAUGGCAAUUCAACAUGGAAAUUACUUUCGCAUUGUCCAUACUCUAGUAUCACAUGGUGCAUCGAUACUUCACUCAAAUCCGAAAUUAUUGCCGUUGCUACAAUUAUCAAAAAAUCAAAAUUACGAGCAAAUAUCGGCAUAUUUAUUCAAUCAACUGAACGUUCAAUUUCUUACAGCUAUCAUAAACAAUGAUCUUGAAAGUGCCCAGUUGUUGACUCCGAUGGGUGUUGAUUUUAAUCACCAAGAUGAACAGAAUCGAACGCCGCUGCACUAUGCCGUUCAGUAUUAUGGAGUCGAUUUUGUCAAAUGGUUGUGUGAAAGUGGAGCAAAUUGGAAAACCGCCGAUAUCAGUGGCCAGUAUCCAAUUACAGAAGCAGCCGAAAAGGGGGAUCUACCCGUUGUUAAAUAUUUUAUCGAAAAUCGACCAGCGACAAGAGAAUUGAAAAACAAAGCCGGUCAAAAUGCGCUCGCUAUUGCCAAAGCUUGCCGUUAUAACCGCAUUGUUCAGCUUCUCGAUCCGGGCAACAAAGAUUUUCCAGUUAAAGAUGAUGAAGAAGACCCAACGAUAGCACCACCAAAAUACACAUUGCAACAACUGCUGCGUGCAUCAGAGAAUGGUCAAGUUUCCAUAAUCAAAGAAUUUGUUGAUCAACGUUACCGUUCGUUAGCAACAAAAACUGACCAAUGCAGGCAAAUGAUCGAAGCGGCAGAACGAAAAAAUCAACAAGAAGUUCUGGCACAUCUUCGACCUCACUAUGCGUCGUUAACAACUGAAAUAAAUCCAGGAAAUUAUCUAACUGUUAGUGCACAGCAGAAAGUGAUUCUCGAAGGAUUUUUGGGUUACUUGAGUGGACUGAUUGCUGGUAGCGAUGUAAAAUUGGAUCCAUCGGAUCCAAAGACCUAUGGCCAGUUGUUGUACAAAAAUCUUCAUUCCAGUUCUGCAGAACGUGUCGGACAAUUAAAUUCAGUCCAGAAUGAUCGUGAUGUCGCACAGAUCCAUGAAAAGGACAUGAACGACAUACAACAAAAGUUGGAAAAAUUACAAGGUGAGAUGAAACGAAUGGAACAAAGUCGAAUUACGCUGGUGAAAGCAAUCGAAACAAGCGAACAAAAACUGAAACAAGCAAAAACAGCAAUUGAAAAACGAGAUUUUUCGAAAGAAAUUCAAGAAACAAAAGAUCAAAUGGCCGUGCUGACCAGUGAAGUUCUUCUAUUUAAAACUGUACGAGAAACCGCUGAAAAGAAGAAAGAAAUUUUGGCACUCAUUAAAAAUGAUCAUAAUCUAGUUCAUUUUUACAAUACAGUUGAACAUCAGUUACAGUCGUUGUUCAUAGGCGUUUUUGCCGCACAAUCGGAAUUGCUGACAACUGAACUUGGUUCCGCAACGGGGAAAAUUCAAACUGUUAUCGAUUGGAUACCAGAGUCAGUUAUACCCAUUCCGGAACCAAUCAUGUUCCUGUUAAAACAGACAGUUACAAGUAUUGUAUCGGUUGUCGACAAAACAAAGCAGAAAAAGGAAUAUCGGAACAUCUCAACAUUGGGCAAUAUUGAAUAUUUGCAAAAGGCUGCAACAAAUUCUGCCGGACUUUUGACAUUGUACUACAAAGAACAGUUGGAUUCUAUUGACAUGAGCAAAAAAGUCGAAGGCAACCAUCGGUUGGCAACAUUUUUUACAUGGGCAAACAAUAAACUCGACGGAAAACCAAGUGAAAAUGCAAUUGUCCUUGUCGCUGAAUAUGCUGUCGCAUGGAUAAUCGAUGCGUUGAAAGAAGGCGACAGACAAGAUAAGGACAAAACAGGGAGAAUUAGAAACUUUGUUCCGAAUCAACCGUUGGCCGAUCAGUUAUGGCUUUGUGUUGCAAAGCAAGAUCCAAUGGUCAAAAUGAAAAUAGAAACACUUGGGUUUGAAAUGGGACAACACAAAGUUCCACUGAAAAACGGAAAAUUUAUCCCAUUAAAACGUUUGUUUGGUUGUCCAAUUGUCGUGGCUGGAGGUGCAGUUUAUCAAUAUCAGCUGCCAUCAGAGGAAUCUACCGAAAAUGAUCCCAUUCAGUAUGGUUAUGUUUAUUUGGAUCCGUUCACUUACAAGGUCACUGGUCAAUUGAUUGUAGAAAAACGAAAGUUGAUAAAAAAAACCGAUCAGUCGGGAAAACCUCUUCCAGACAUACUCGAUAAUGUUGGCUUGUUUCGAGAAGGCGGUGAAAGUACAAGUCUCGUUUACGAUGUACCCGAUGUGAAACAAACGGCAAUUUCACUCGCACAUUCGAUGCGGGAACAAAAUUUACUUGUUGGUCCUGAUCAGCUGAAACAUUCUGUACAAAAAGUUCGUUCGGACAUUGUCCAUGAAGUGACAAUGGAAGUUGACGUACUUCGAGAUGAUUUUAAUGCAAAAGCAGCAUGUUUUCAAACAUCGAUCGAUGCAGCCUACGAAAAAAUUACGAAAGAUUUUGAAAAAUGUCAGGAAGAGUUGCUUGAAACACAAAAAGCCGAGUAUCAAACAGCGGCAAGAAAACUGGUUGAUCAAAUCAAACAAUCCCAACAGCAGCUAGAAGCAGUAAUUAAAAAACGAACACAAGAAAUGGAACAAUUGUUGAAUGAAAAAUGUGAACAACAAGAUGUCAUCGUCCAAAAAGCGGAGCAAAAAUCCAUCGUCGCCGUUAAUACAUCAACAGAAGCGAAAGAAUUGAGUAUGGCUAGUGAGCAGUCAGCGAAACAAUCAGCGGCACAAUCACAAAAGCUUGUUGAGUCAACCGAACAGCGUAAACAAGAAAUGCAAAAAGUCAUUGAUGAAUGUGUGGAAAAGAUCGAAAAAACGAUAGCCGAACAAAAACAAGCUUAUGAUGAAAGUCUAAGCGAAUUGCAGGCAAAUGCCCGUUUGGAGAUGGAACGAAUGAGACAACAAGUCGAAAUAUUGACAUUGAAAGCAUCAGAAGCGGCGAGAGCAGCGGAUAAAUCUGCAAGCGAUGCUAAAACGACACAAAAGAAUACAAACGUACAGAUCGAAGUUAUGAAAGAGGAACGGAAAAAGCUGCUCAAAGAAGCGAAAGAAGCCAGAGAAGCGAGUGAAAAGGCAGCCAAUCAUGCUCGCGAUGCCGAGAGAUCUGCGAAAGAUUCGAAAGACCAUUCGAAAAAAUCUCAAGAAAAAGUUGAAAAAAUGGCAAAAAGAACUGUAUUAGAGACGACUGCAUAA
Didymodactylos carnosus is the source of this 3212-nucleotide messenger RNA. Lineage: Eukaryota; Metazoa; Rotifera; Eurotatoria; Philodinida; Philodinidae. The record is from the annotation of a GenBank genome assembly.